AGCCUAUGAUUCACCAUGGAAACCGGGCAGAGAAAACGCUCGGCUUACUUCACCCCACUUGAAAUAGAUAUUCUGCUGAGUGUAUAUGGAGAGUACGAACACAUUUUUAGCAAGAAAGGCAACACGGCUGCAGCAGCAAAGGAGAGAGAACUGGCGUGGGAGAGAAUUGCAGCGCGUGUAAAUGCGUGAGUUGAAACGGUAAAUACAUGUGAAUCCUGAGAUGCAUUUACAGGCGAAUUUUUACUCAUAAUUUUAAUUAAGGUGCAAUCCCACGGGGACAAAAAGGACUUGGCAGCAGCUGAAAAUGAAAUAUAAAAACAUAGUUCAAACAGGUAAGGCCCACUUUUUCUUUUGUAUAUGAGUCCAUAAUUUAUUUUUUUUAAACCCACAGGCCUAAUAUCCUGCUCAGAUUAACAUAUGGCUUCAAUUUAGCUAACAGAAAGAAGGCAGAGGCUCGCAAAGUGGUUGAAGGGGCACCUCCAUCCAUGCUGACUGAGGCAGAAGAGUUUUCCAAGAGUAAGGAUACUGGAUGCCCGGUGGCUGAGCCCGUCACCCCACAGAGCGCAAGUGUCUGCAUAAAAUUUGCUGAUGGCCUUGAUGAGACUCCUACUUCAGCAGAAGCAUUUCCAUCCCUUCCAUCUGAAGCAGACGAAGAUGAUGAUAAGGAUACAUUAUCUGCUGAGAUGGAACCAGAUAGACCUAGUGAGGUACACACCAUGACAGUAGAGAGCAAGGCCGAACAUUAUCAAGAGGAAGCUCCAUCAACUACCCCAGCACAUAUUAACACAGUGAGACGUUCAAUGCCAUUCUGCAUUUUCAUAGCUUUAUUUAAACUGCACCAUGCAUACAUUUCAAGCCAUUCUUACAUUUUACAGUUACCAGUUAAAGAAAUUUACAAAAUGCACCUCAUCCAAACAAUGACAAAAACUGACAAAGAAAUCACAUACUUGGAUCGUCAGAUUAGAAAGACAGAUCUGGAAAUUGAAUUACUGGAGCACCAGCUAGAGGUGGGUAACAUGUUACAGGUGGUUACUCUCAGAUAAAUGCACAAAUGAUAAUGGCUGGUUUUGUAUUUGUAGGAAAUAAAGAAGAACAAAUAAAAUGUUGAAUAAAGAGUCCUGAUUUAUCCUCUGGGGGUGGGGUAAACUAAUCUGAAGAGCGAUUUUAGCAAAUGGUUUCUCUGACAGCUCUUGCAUCAUGAACAUUUUCAGGGUGAACAGGAUCCUCUUCCCCAGGUUCAUCCACUCAUAUGGCAGGGUGCUGCUAAGAGAGGCAAUAUUAUGGAGAACAACACAUGCCACAAUGAUGUCGCAUGUUCUCUCUGAUGAUACCUUGAGUCUAUGCAGGCACUGGCACCAGGAU
This is a messenger RNA of Haplochromis burtoni (Burton's mouthbrooder), 1362 nucleotides long. RefSeq lists its product as uncharacterized. NCBI's taxonomy places the organism in Eukaryota, Metazoa, Chordata, Actinopteri, Cichliformes, Cichlidae. The record is from RefSeq and is a predicted model, not a curated record. The transcript has 4 exons. Bases 486 to 1043 code for a protein of 185 amino acids.